AUGAUUUUGGCAUAUCUACUUCAACUAAUUUUAAUGUAAUUGUUUUAAAUAACUUAAACAUUACUUCUGAUGAUUUUAGUAGCAUUAUAUUUAACAAUUCUGCUACUAUUACUUCUAAUAUUUCUAAUUUCAAAGUAAUGAUGUAUAACCUGGAUGAAGUACAUAAAAUAAUUAAUAAAAAGUUUGAAGAAACUAAAAUAUUCAAUCAACAAAAUUUAGCCAAUACAACUAAUUUAAAAGUGAUUAAAAUAAGAUUUGAGCACUUUGCAUCUUUACUUGCCAUAUUACUUGAGUUUGAAUCUGAUUAUUAUUGA
Molecule: messenger RNA, 314 nt
Organism: Cetraspora pellucida
Lineage: Eukaryota; Fungi; Glomeromycota; Glomeromycetes; Diversisporales; Gigasporaceae
Source: the annotation of a GenBank genome assembly